Alternaria atra is the source of this 1623-nucleotide messenger RNA. RefSeq lists its product as uncharacterized. The coding region runs from base 1 to 1623 and encodes 540 amino acids. NCBI's taxonomy places the organism in Eukaryota, Fungi, Ascomycota, Dothideomycetes, Pleosporales, Pleosporaceae. The transcript is spliced from 2 exons. The record is from RefSeq and is a predicted model, not a curated record.
AUGGCGGCUGUGGCGCAGAGUCAUGUCCAAGAUGACGUACAUCCACUUUUGAGGCAUCCACGGCCGAUUAAGAGGGAUUCUGCAAAAGCGCAACACAUGCUUGGCUUGAUCGCGGACUCUGAAGAAGCUUUACGAAAUUUACAACGGGAGAAGUCCGUAACAACGCGAUGGCUAGAACGACCGAUGUACGAGCAUUUGGAGGUCUCCGAUGUCGAACAAGAAAGGGACCAGCACCCCGAGGUGACAAAAGAGCAGAAGAGAGAGGCCGAAGAGAAGAAGCCACCGAUCGUUGAGGAGAAGCCGGAGGUCAUCGAAGAGGAACCAAAGGAAGAUAGUGACUCUGAUCUGUUGGACAAAUGGACGAACCCGGAUCGUCCGACUUCAUCUUUCAAUCCCGAAACAACAUUGAGGAAGCUCCCGGAAAGAACGCCAAACACCAAACUCGACACAUCCUUUGUCAAGCGACGACCACUACCACUCACACGACCGGUAUCAUAUAACCCGCAACACCUGCUAUCGCCCGAAUGGAUUGCUUCGCCGUCCACGAUGAGCCCCAACACACCGGGCCAACGCCCUAUGUCGUCGUCUCUUGAUAGUCCGGAGAAGCCAAGGAGUAGCAUCUCUUCACGGGGCAGUUGCGAAUGUGAGAGGCCACAAGUACACCCUUCGCAGUGGACAUAUCCUCCGAUGAACGACGCGAAGGUCUCACAAACGCAACGUCCCAUCUCAUACCAUCCUCAGAGUUUCACUGCGUUGGACAGUCCACCAAUGCAGUCACGGCCACGGCCUACGUCCUUCGCAACCUACCACCAACGAAAUCGCUCGGGCGCUAAGAUUGCCUCCUCGCGAGGGCUACGAAAUAACAGCUAUCCAAUGAACUCCUCCCGGCUAACGUCAGGGAGUGUACCCAAAGCUGUCUUAGGAGAGAAUAUUGAAAACGAUAUGGUUUAUCAGCAAUAUGGAGACGACGAAGUCGGCCCACCUACCCCUGUGACAUCUUCGAAACUUGCGUUUUCCCCACCACCAGUGUUUUCGGCCACACCAGCAACGCCCAUACAAUCCACGUUGGAUGCUUUCGAGGCCAUCGAAGAGAAAAGUAAGCCCGAAAAGAAGACCAAGCACAGAUGGUCGACAAUACCUCAGGCCUUGAAAAACUUUGGGGCCAGAAGAAGAGACUCAUCGGCCACACACGAGCAACCGAAGUUUACAACCGUAGUCGAAGACCUACGGAGAAUGAACCUGACGCAAGAAAACCUGCACGUCUACGAAGCCGAAGUCAGUCAAGAUUCAGCAGCAGCCAAACGCCUAUCAACCGUCGAUCUCAUCCCAACACCGACCUACUCUCCCUUGGACAUGAGCGUCAAAUCUGCCCAACUCGAAGCACCCCUUCCAGCGCCCUUCGCCCCCUGGGCCGGCGGCCCCCCAAGUCCUGCCGCCUCCGCAGACCGACGCCGCAGCAGCGGAAACUCGUUAUCGCCAACCACGAUGCUCUCCCGGCUAUCCGUCGAAAACGUCCCACAAUAUAAUCGCCUUACCCUCUCCGAAUAUGAGCUGCACAGCCCAACAGCAAUAUCAGCGCCCUACCUUCGACAUCUCCGGGAGUCCUCGAGCGGGAACACCUAG